AUAAGAUUACAAUCACAGUUAACAGCCAAAAAAUGUUUAUUUCAGGAUGAUCAUUUUGAAUUUUCUGAACCAGCAUCUGCAAAUGCUAACCAACUUUCUCAAAGUAAGAAUGGAGAAGGUGAGAGCAUGGUUCUGAAAAAGAGCAGUGUUUUGCAUAUAAUAAAUCAGCUGGAGGAAGGAGUUGGAUAUGAGAAAAUCAUGAGAGAAUUUGGAAUCACAGAACCAGUUCUGACAGCAAUUGAACAAAAUGGAAACAUUAUUGCUCAAGGGGCGCAGCGUUGUUCUUUGUGCCAUAUUCUGCUGAGUACGUAUGAUGACGUAGUUGCACAUGAAAUAGAAUGCAGCAGAACAUAUCAGCAGUUGAAAGACAUUAAUGGACUGACAAUAGAUAAAGAAGAGCAUUUUGUUGGUUUCUUACCUGAAACAGUAGACCAGCUGGUGGAUAUAAUCCUGAAACGAUACCCUAAACUGACCAGGGGUAUUGAGUGGAACAAAGUUGCUGCACAGCUCUCUCAUAUGCAAAGUGGGGUAACAGCUCUCCGCUGCAGUCAGAAGUGGCAUAACCUAAUUGCCAAAUGUCGUAGGUACCAGAGGUUAGAUGACUGGGCCAAAAAACAUAAUCAUGAUCACAACAUUCCCCCUCCAGACUACUAUGAGCGCCUCAUACCCUAUGCUGAGAGCCGUUUGAAAGUUGAGCCAAGUCAGGAAAGUAUUCAAAAGUUUCUUUGUGCUAGCCUGUAUGCUUCCCGAAAAAUUGACUUGGUUUCUGACAUAGACGGUAAAAACAGAGAUAUUAAAACUAACGCUUUUGAGGGAAAGGCGCUAUCACCCACAUGGAGUGAUGAAGAUAGCAAUUUAAGUAAUGAUCUAGGGGAGGAAUUUAAUAGCUCUGAUAUCCUUAUUUCACAUUUGGAAGAUAUUGAUAUAGAUACAAAUGAAGGUGGGAAUAUGGUUCCAGAGAUUCAAGAGGUUGUCAAUCAAUCACCAGAAACUUCUUCAGCCAAACUGUCUACUUCUGAGGAGGAUACAAAAUUAGGGUCUGUUUACAGACAUCAAAACAAAAAAAGUAAAUUUUCUAGACGGUAUAAAUGUUACGGGAAAUAUCAAGACCAUGAUUUAGGCAGAGCUCGGUCGCAGCGCAUUCAGAAGCUUGAAACAAAGCUAGAUGAUGUUUUAGGCUUGUUGGAUAACAUUGUGAAGGAGAAUCAGCGACUGACAAGAGAGGCAGAAGCAAGAGAGAAAAAUAAAGAUACUCACACAGAAGUUGCUGAGAAACUAGAAAAAUUAACGCAAGUUUUUGUCACAGUUCAUCAGCAGAAUCUGAAGCACUUCCAGUCCAUGACAAAAAUGUUGGAGCGGCACCAUCAGGAACAUCAAGCCACAAUGAGAUCUUUGAUUUCUGAAAUUAGUCACAAGCGGAAAUCUAUACUCUCUGGGAAAAAGAGAAAGAAAUAAUGCCAUUUAAAUUAGCUAGUCAUUCCUGUGAUAGUAAGUUCAGUAGUCUCCUAAUUGUCUACCUUGGGUAAUAAUUAGAGGCUGGCCCCUCUAAUGAAAAUGCUUCUUCUUUCCAUAACAUCUUAAACCAGUUCAGGCCCUCUCAUUUUCUGCUUCCAACCAGUUGUCUUCUAGGGAUCCUUUCCCAGUGGUUCCUCCCCCGUAGGGGGAUAGUGCCGUCAGUGGAUCUCAUGCAGUGCAUUGUAGGCAUUACUUAAGAUUCUUUGUAGCGUACCUUUGGCCCCUAGCUGCAACCACUUUCAUUCCUUUUACUGUACCUCCUUUCAUAUUCUCUUCUUCAUCUUACUUUCCACCCUCUCCUAACUCUUGAUUCAUAGGGCAACUGCUUAGAGGUUUUACUCCUGUUACACCUUACAAACCUUUUACUGUAAAUUUCCAUUUCAGCACUGAAUGACCUCAUAGGUCCCAGUGCUUGGCCUUUGGCCUAAAUUUUAUAUUCAACUCAACCCAGUGGUUCCUUACAGUCCAUUUAAUUAGAACCUACUCGUCCCUCCUAAAGAUUGUUGAAACAAUCAUUUAUAUAUUCAUAGACACUAGAGUAACCCUGCUCCUUAUCUUUUCAUUUCUUAUCACCCUUUGUAUGUCUUAGAUCAACCAAAGAACCUUCAUUAUUUUUUUUUCCUAUCUGAUAGAUUUCUUGCUUUGCAUUAUGAAGCCCAGACUAAUAUUUAAGUCAAAACUGGCUUUUUAGUGCUUGUGUGAACCUUUAUUCUUAGCUGUUUGCUCGUCACUCACACACUGCUAACAUCUUCACUUUUUAGGAGCUACCAAAUAAUCCUCUUUUGUGGCCUGUCUUACAGAUUUAUUUCAUUGUAAAGCCAGUAUCAGUAUUUGUCAUCACUUUCUGAGUGUGACUUUACCUCUAUCAUUCUUUGUGUUUUUAUGCCCUUUUUAACUAAAACAUCUAGGUGAGCAGUGCACAUCAUUGCAACCCUUUUGGAGCAUCAGUGAGAAGGAAUUCUCUUAAAGCCAGUGCAAGCUGUUUUCCUCACCAGCAGUGAUAUAUUUGCAAGCUGUCAGUAAUAUGAAUUGUAAUCCUUCAUUGUGAGAUGCAAAUACUUUAGUUGAGAACAAUAGAUUUUUUUACUGGUAAACAAAAUACUUCCAAUGGCAGGAAAAUUUUAUUAAUCGUUACCUCACGACUAAGAUCAGAUCAUUCUUAUGGCUAAUUUAACCAUUUUUGAGUGUGAGUGCACAUCAUAACUGUUUUCUGUGGUACAUUCUUGAAAACUUAUGGGCAUUAUAAAAAAUUCUUCUACCUUCUGUAAAUAAUAUCACGAUGUACACAUAAAUAUCUCAACAAUAUAGGACCAUAGUUAAGAACAUCAACACUGGCAGCUCGACUUAGUGUACUUUAACUUGUUAGAUAAGCCUGAAUCUGGAAGUGUACUUUAACUUGUGAGAAAAGCCUGAAUCUGGAAGUGUACUUUAACUUGUCUGAUAAGCCUGAAUCUGGAAGUGUACUUUAACUUGUGAGAAAAGCCUGAAUCUGGAAGUGUACUUUAACUUGUCAGUUAAGCCUGAGUCUGGAAGUGUACUUUAACUUGUCUGAUAAGCCUGAAUCUGGAAGUGUACUUUAACUUGCCAGAUAAGCCUGAAUCUGGAAGUGUACUUUAACUUGUCAGAGAAGCCCGAGUCUGGCAAAAAUAAAAAUAUUUUGUACUUCACUGAAUAAUAUGUUAAGCAUAGUGAAAAUCGUUGACCUCCCGUAAAUGUUCUGAGUUCAUUUGCCAAUUACAUGUUAAAUGGCAAGCUUCCAUAAGCAAUUGUAUGAUUGUCUGUCUGUUUACUAUCUCUUCCUCUUGCAUUGUGAAUCCUUUUUCUUUUUCAAGUUUUUAUAUAGUAUAGUUAAAAUUUCCUAAUAAAAUGUGAUUAAAAUAAA
Macrobrachium nipponense is the source of this 3397-nucleotide messenger RNA. RefSeq lists its product as uncharacterized. Lineage: Eukaryota; Metazoa; Arthropoda; Malacostraca; Decapoda; Palaemonidae. The transcript is spliced from 6 exons. Bases 127 to 1455 code for a protein of 442 amino acids. The record is from RefSeq and is a predicted model, not a curated record.